Taeniopygia guttata (zebra finch) is the source of this 816-nucleotide messenger RNA. Lineage: Eukaryota; Metazoa; Chordata; Aves; Passeriformes; Estrildidae. The record is from RefSeq and is a predicted model, not a curated record.
UCACAGGAACCGGGGCUCCCGCAGGAACCGAGGGUCCCACCGGAGGCAGAGACUCCACAGCAGCCGGGGGUCGCAGCGGAGGCAGGCGGAUCACAGGAACCGGGGGUCGCACCAGAACCGGGGGUCGCACCAGCACCGGGUGUCACACCGGAGCCGGGGCUCCCAUGGAGGCCGAAGGCUUCGCCCUCUGCCAGGCGCCCGCGCUGCAGACCAAAGUGUUCCAGUACCGGCUCUGGGACGUGAACCAGCGCUCGCUGUACCUGCGCGGUGACACGCUGGUGGCCGGGCACCUGCAGGGCGCCAACGCCGCGCUGGAAGAGAAAGUGUUCUGGGUGCCCAACCGCGCCCUGGAGCCCGGGCGGCUGCCGGUGAUCCUGAGCAUCCGGCACGGAUCCCGCUGCCUCCGCACCGAGCGCGGCCCCGGCGGGGAACCGCGGCUGCGGCUGCAGGACGUGGACAUCCGGGAGCUGCCCCGCGCCGGUGCCACCGCCGCCGCCUUCACCUUCUUCCGCUCCUACCGGGACGGGCUGUGGCGCUUCGAGUCCGCGGCGCACCCCGGCUGGUUCCUGUGCACGGCCCCGCGCGGCCACCAGCCCCUGGCGCUCUGUCGCCACCGCGAUGUCACCUCCCAGCUGCUGGACUUCUACUUCCAGCUCUGCUGAGCCACCCCGGCCCCGCGCGGCCACAGCCCAGCCCCGCCAGGGUGGUGGCAUGUCCCUCGGGGUGGUGGCAUCUUCACUGGGAGGGUGGCAUUGUCAUCCCCAGGGUGGUGGCAUCUUCACUGGGAGGGUGGCAUCGUCAUCCCCAGGGUGGUAU